Molecule: messenger RNA, 2688 nt
Organism: Electrophorus electricus (electric eel)
Lineage: Eukaryota; Metazoa; Chordata; Actinopteri; Gymnotiformes; Gymnotidae
Product: long-chain fatty acid transport protein 2-like
Biological process (GO): long-chain fatty acid metabolic process; long-chain fatty acid import into cell
Cellular component (GO): plasma membrane; endoplasmic reticulum membrane
Molecular function (GO): long-chain fatty acid transmembrane transporter activity; long-chain fatty acid-CoA ligase activity
Source: RefSeq, a predicted model, not a curated record
UCCGCCUUUGCUUAAAAAAAGUAGUAAAAUACACUUCUCAGCUAUGUUUUGAAUGUUCUUGGCGGCUUUCCCGCUCUAAAAACGAAUGCACAAAUAACCCAAUCUAGCGACAGACUAUUUGUGCAUUUAAAGAUGCUCUUACAGUCAUUACUUUUGGCUGGAUUGGUCAUUUUACCACUGCUGCUCAGAUUGUUCUUUCCUUAUUUCUGGACAGAUGUUUUGUAUCUCAAAGACUUGUUCAAGAUAUUGCUCAAAUUUGCCUCGCGCAGAAGGCGGAGACCGUUGUUUCUCGCUUUGGACAGAUUUUUAGAACGGACGGCUGAGCAUCCGCACAAGCCUUUCGUUGUUUUCGAAAACAAGACUUAUUCUUACGAGGACACAGACAGAGAAAGCAACAAAAUAGCGAACGCCUUAAGGACUCAUUCUGCUUUGAAAGAAGGGGACACGGCUGCCAUUUUCAUGGGGAACGAGCCCGCCUUCAUAUUUACCUGGCUCGCGCUAUCUAAAAUAGGGUGUGCGUCGGCGCUUCUCAAUAAUAAUAUUCGCUCCCAAUCGUUGUUGCACUGUUUCAAAUGCUGCGGCGCCAAACUCAUGAUCAUUACGGCAGAUCUUCAGGCAGCAGUGGAGGAGAUACUUGUGCCCUUGUGUGAAGAUGAGGUGUGUGUGUUUGUUAUGGGGAUGGAGUGUGGGUCUGUCCAUAUGCAGAGUCUCAGUGAGAAAGUGGAGCAGGCAUCAGACACUCCCAUCCCUCACUCCCUACGAGCCAAUGUUUCCUUCAAAGACCCUGCAGUCUACAUUUACACAUCUGGAACAACAGGUCUCCCUAAAGCAGCAGUGAUCAAUCACACUCGUCUGCUAGCUGCUCUGGCAGUGCUGGCAGCUAACGGGGUCACGAAUAGGGAUGUCAUCUAUGUGAACCUCCCACUCUACCACACAGCAGCCUUUCUCAUAGGCUUCAUUGGCUCUGUGGAGACAGGUUCCACUGUAAUUCUGAAGAGGAAGUUCUCUGCAUCUCAGUUCUGGAACGAUUGCAGGAAACACAAUGUGACGGUGAUCCAAUACAUUGGAGAGACCAUGCGCUACCUCUGCAACACACCCAAGAGGGCGGACGAUAAGGAGCACAACGUACGUCUGGCCAUUGGGAACGGCCUGCGAGCAGACAUCUGGAGAGAGUUCCUCUCUCGUUUUGGCAAGAUUGUGGUGAGAGAGUUUUAUGCAUCCACGGAGGGCAACGUGGGCUUUGUUAACUACACAGGGAAGAUCGGUGCUAUUGGCCGAAUCAACUUUCUGCACAAAAAAAUGCUCCCGUACGCUCUGAUUAAAUAUGACACAGAACUAGACGAACCCAUCAGAGAUGUCAACGGCAGGUGCAUCGAAGUGCUGAAAGGAGAAACCGGACUGUUAGUGUCAAAGAUCACAGAGAUUGCUUCAUUUGAAGGUUAUGCUCGUAACCUAGAGCAGACAGAGAAGAAGAGACUGCGCAAUGUGUUUCAGGAGGGAGAUGUUUACUUCAACAGUGGAGACCUGAUGAAGAUCGACCACGACAACUUUAUCUAUUUCCAGGAUCGACUUGGGGACACUUUCAGGUGGAAAGGAGAAAACGUUGCCACAACUGAAGUCUUAGACAUUGUCACUCAGGUGGACUUCAUUAAAGAGGCAAACGUUUAUGGAGUUGAGGUUCCAGGUCAUGAGGGUAAAAUUGGAAUGGUCGCUGUAACAGUGAAAAAUGGAGCAGUGUUUGAUGGCAUUGAAAUGUUCAACCAUGUCACAAGAUGCUUACCAACCUACGCUCAGCCACACUUCCUGCGAAUACAGAAUGCGGUGGAGGUGACCAGCACCUUUAAGCAGCUGAAGAUGAAGCUGAUGAGAGAAGGCUUUAAUCCCACUGCAGUCUCCGGGCCACUCUAUUUCCUCAGUGACAGAGAGCAGAGCUAUGUUCCUAUGACAAUGAUCAUAUAUGAUGCAAUAAUUUCAGGCACUAUCAGACUCUGAUGAAGAGUUAGCUGAGCUUGUGCGUGAAGUCUGUGUGACACUCUGAUGAGAGCUUGUAUGUUCCAUUUAGUGCUGACAGCAUACUAGCAAACAUCAUAUAUUCAAUUCCUUUACGCUGUUUUCAUUUAAACACGUUGUACAGAAAUAGAGCAGCAGGAACACAAGAGGGUGCUGUGCAGUGCAUUUACACUAUUCUCCAUAUGUCAGCAGCUCAGGGACUUUAGCACACCUCUGUGCUGUAAACUUACCUAAUAGAGCCUCCAAACACACAAGGCAGAGAUGAGCAUGAUGUAAACAGUGAUUGUACCAGCAGCGAGGGGUACAUGUGUGCUUUUUUCUUAUCUUUGUCAAUCACUGAUGGUUUGUCUGCACCAUCAUUUAUACAUCUAUCAUUAAAAUAUCAAACAGGCAUGAAUGACUAUUAGACAACUGUGCCUCUUAUAAAAAUGCUUGCUUAUAAUGGAAUGUCUCGAAAUGGGAAAAAGCAAACAUGUAUUUUAUGUUCUAUAUACAGUAAAUUCAAUAUAUAAUGUUCAAUAUAUAAUGUUAUAUGUGAAAGUAUCAAAUGUAUUAAUGUGUUAUUAACCUCAAGUGUUUGCAAUAUUUAACAUGCUUCAUUUAGAAUGGCGUUUAUGAUCUGUGGUAUUAUCCUCUAACGUGUUCAUGAAUAAUAUCAAUAAACUGAUUUCACAUUUA